Molecule: messenger RNA, 1938 nt
Organism: Punica granatum (pomegranate)
Lineage: Eukaryota; Viridiplantae; Streptophyta; Magnoliopsida; Myrtales; Lythraceae
Source: RefSeq, a predicted model, not a curated record
UCUGCUACUUGCUCUGCUCUGCUCCACAGAAACUCCGACUCCUUCCCUGCUUUUUCCUUCCUUCACUCUCCACUCAGUCCACAUCCACCAAGAAGAGGAAGAAGGAGGAGAAGAAGAAGAAGGGGGUGAUCGGAUCGGCAAUGGCGAGCAUGGCGGCGAUGGGCGUGCUCAGUUCCUCGCCCGCUUCCGAUUCCUGGACCCAGAGGAAGCAGAACCAUCAUCACCGCACCCCCUCCCUCUCGUUCUCCUCCUCCCAGCUCUCCGGUGACAAGAUCGCGCCCUGCAAUGCUGUGGCCGCUGCCUCCCCUUCCGGCAGGGGAAGGGCCCCGAUCCUCGUCUCCCCCAAGGCAGUCUCCGACUCCCGCAAUGCCCAGACCUGUCUCGACCCCGACGCUAGCCGGAGUGUUCUAGGAAUUAUAUUGGGAGGUGGAGCUGGGACCAGGCUCUACCCACUCACCAAGAAGAGAGCAAAGCCCGCGGUUCCUCUGGGAGCAAACUACAGGCUGAUCGAUAUUCCCGUUAGCAACUGCUUGAACAGCAACAUUUCCAAGAUCUAUGUCCUUACCCAGUUCAAUUCCGCGUCGCUGAACCGCCACCUCUCUCGUGCUUACGCAAGCAACAUGGGCGGCUACAAGAAUGAGGGCUUCGUCGAGGUUCUUGCUGCUCAGCAGAGCCCCGAGAAUCCUAACUGGUUCCAGGGCACCGCAGAUGCUGUUAGGCAGUAUCUCUGGUUAUUCGAGGAGCACAAUGUAUUGGAGUUCUUGGUUCUUGCUGGAGACCACUUGUACAGAAUGGACUACGAGAGAUUCAUUCAAGCUCAUAGAGAGACUGAUGCUGAUAUCACUGUGGCUGCUCUUCCCAUGGAUGAAAAACGUGCCACGGCAUUCGGGUUGAUGAAGAUCGACGAAGAGGGACGCAUUAUUGAGUUUGCCGAGAAACCGAAAGGCGAGCAGCUCAAAGCAAUGAAGGUUGAUACUACCAUUUUAGGUCUUGAUGAUGAGAGGGCGAAGGAGAUGCCUUACAUUGCAAGCAUGGGAAUAUAUGUUGUGAGCAAGGAUGUGAUGCUUGAUCUUCUUAGGGAGAAGUUUCCCGGAGCCAAUGACUUCGGAAGUGAAGUUAUUCCUGGUGCCACUUCCAUUGGAAUGAGAGUGCAAGCGUACUUGUAUGAUGGGUACUGGGAAGAUAUUGGGACAAUUGAGGCCUUCUACAAUGCAAACCUUGGGAUCACAAAGAAGCCAGUGCCUGAUUUCAGCUUCUAUGAUCGGUCAUCUCCAAUUUACACCCAGCCACGGUAUCUCCCUCCAUCAAAGAUGCUAGAUGCUGAUGUCACUGACAGUGUGAUUGGUGAAGGCUGUGUCAUAAAGAAUUGCAAAAUUCACCAUUCAGUGAUUGGACUGCGUUCAUGCAUCUCGGAGGGUGCAAUCAUUGAAGACACCUUAGUCAUGGGAGCUGACUACUAUGAGACGGACGCGGACAGGAGGUUUCUUGCUGCAAAGGGCAGUGUCCCAAUUGGCGUUGGCAAGAAUUCUCACGUCAAGAGAGCUAUCAUUGACAAGAAUGCUCGGAUUGGGGACAAUGUAAAGAUUAUUAAUGGCGACAAUGUUCAGGAAGCAGCGAGGGAAACCGAUGGCUACUUCAUAAAGAGCGGGAUCGUUACCGUGAUCAAGGAUGCGUUGAUCCCGAGCGGCACUGUAAUCUAAGAAAGAAGUUUCUGACACGAGAGCGAGUUGUAACGUAACAAAGGCCAGUGAAAUUAUCUAAGUUCCAGUUUUCGAGUUCGCAUACUAUAAGUUGCAAUGUAAAUUUACAAUAUGCCACAAAUAUCACUACUGCUUAAAUCAGACAGAUGCUACAGAGGACCUGAAGAGAAGGUUAUAUAUGCUGUAAAGUCUUUACAUUCUAAAAAUUAAUUUAAAUUCAGUCUAAAUCUUCAUGUAA